GAUAUUAAAACCUCUGCUACUGCGUAUAUCUUAAUCUGAACAUAAGUUUUCAUGUGUUGAAGGGGGACAUUGGAAGGAUCAGUACAAGAAAAAGAAGUAGAGAAGCCAUGUUGGGCUGCUUUUAGCGUCAGAUAUCAGUUCAAUGACCCAAUGCUUCAGCUUUAAGCAUCGGUUAAAUCGCCCAAAGCAAACAUACACAUAUGGGGUCAAAAAGUUCCUUUAACCAUAUCUAACUGCUUUUGCUUCUUUUCUUUUUUUUUUUUCUGGUUUCUCCCUCAGAUUCUUAGUACCAUUCGGAAUAAUUCUGGAUUUGAAUUUUUCAUGGAAGAUUGAAGACUCAUCUUAAGGCAGAACAUUGCCUCACAGCCCAUCUGCUGUUGUUGCUGGGGUUGCAACUUUCUUUCUGGAUUCCUUCAGGCUAUCUUCUGUCAAACCAUAGGCAAAACAAGGGUUGAAGCUACCUGUUUUAGGAAAAAGAGACAGAUAGAGAAGCAAAUAUAGGUGGGAUAAGGACAAAAAAGUAUGGAAAAGUGCAAGCAAUAGGGAAGAAAAUUGCACUUUAGGCUCCAUCAGCGUUGUCUCUAGGUAACCGUAAGAAACAUCUCCUGUCUCCAUCUCUCUUACCUGUAUAUUGGACGCAACUGUAGGAGAAGCAGCGGAAGAUUAGAGCUGUGUCUGUAGUUGCAGAUAGAGACACCCAAGAGAUUUAACAAGCCUUACCAUACAAUUCUCCUGGCAAAAAUGCCGCUGAUGGACUCCAUUCAAAAGUCCAAGAACUUCUUUCACAAAACAGUUGAGAACCUUAAAUCUCUCUUCUUUGUAGGAUACCAAAAGCUAUCCAAACCACCCCUCCUAGUCCUAGACUCCUUCUCUUGCACUGGUGGCAGCAGAAAAAAGCACCAACAAGAUCAAUUCUACACUGACUUUUCUGACGAUUGGGAAGUCUGUCUAGAGGAGGCAAAGAUGAGAAAGCAGAACGAUGCCAUGACAUUGAAAGGGCAAAUGAUGGAAGAAGAUGCAUAUAGUGGAAGCUCCAUGGACUUUGCAGAUAAGAAUCCUGUAAAGAACAAAAAACAAAAUGGAGGAAAAGAGGAGAUAAAGAAAGUGGGAAAUUCACAAUUGAUUAAGGGAGAGGAACAGUAUUAUUACAAGAGAAAUGGAGGAGGUUAUGCAUUAGCACAAAAGAUGAAGGAAUUAGAGAUGAUGGAUGUUGGUGAUAUGGAACAUGUAUUGGAUGUGGAAGAGGCACUCCAUUAUUAUUCUCGACUUAAAAGUCCAGUGUACCUUUCUAUUGUCGACAAGUUCUUCAUGGAUAUGUACUCAGAUUUUUCCGUUCCACAAGCCUCUGCCAGCAUCAACAGAUCAAAGCGAAGAUUCAGAUCAAUUAGGUUGUAGAUUCAUGUCUCUCGCACCCUUUCUUGUGCAUAUGAAUCUGUUUUCUUAUCCUAAAUUCUUAUGUUUUGUGUGUUUGCCUGCGUUCUUCUGCUACUUCAGCUUAUGGUUCUAUUUCUCUUUGAUUGUUAUAGUUUGCUUGAGAGUGCAUUGUUAACAAUAAAGCAUGGAAGUUUCAUACCGAGAUUUCAGUAUUGUAAUUUGCAUUGCAUGUUAUUCAUAUAUUAUCAGAUCCUUCUGUGAAUAAAUGUGCUUCGAUGAAGCACAGAGAUUGACUAUUU
Theobroma cacao (cacao) is the source of this 1673-nucleotide messenger RNA. The record is from RefSeq and is a predicted model, not a curated record. NCBI's taxonomy places the organism in Eukaryota, Viridiplantae, Streptophyta, Magnoliopsida, Malvales, Malvaceae.